Molecule: messenger RNA, 1431 nt
Organism: Malassezia pachydermatis
Lineage: Eukaryota; Fungi; Basidiomycota; Malasseziomycetes; Malasseziales; Malasseziaceae
Exons: 4
Coding region: 1-1431 (476 amino acids)
Biological process (GO): DNA recombination; DNA repair
Molecular function (GO): DNA ligase (ATP) activity; ATP binding
Source: RefSeq, a predicted model, not a curated record
AUGCAGUCUCUCAUUUCGCAAUGUGGCCAAGCGCCUACCUCCGAUGCCAAGCAACAAGUUUUACGACAGUUUCAUGAUAUGGAGCCCCUCUUGCAUACGCUGUAUAUCCAAGCGCGUCCCUUCCAUAUGACCUCUGAGUCACUACUCAAGUACCUAACGAACCCUGCACGGCCCUUGUUACCUCCUACGAGCGCGAUACCCCCGUCGAUCGAGGCAUUGCUGGAUACCCUAGCUCGCGGCGAGGUACGUGGCCAUGCAGCCAAGCAAUUGGUGCAUACGUUUCUGGAUCGCCAUGGCAUUGCUAUUUGUACCUCAGUGCCAGACCCUCUUUCGACCUUUGAUGUGUUCCUGCGAUGCCUGGAUCGGCGACUUCGUAUGGGCGUAUCCGCGUCCACACUACGUCGUGUAUGGACCACCGAGGAUCGGUCGAGUACAGCUCUUCUACAAGCGUUGGAUACUGACCAGCGUGUCUCGUGGCCACUGCCUAUCGCGCUGGCGCAGACAUGGACCGGUCCUGGCCUCCCACCUACGUCGACGCACUGGUACGCCAGCCGCAAGCACGACGGCGUACGUUGCUUGGCGUUGGUCCGCCUCACGCACGGUGUCGUGACGCAUGUGGACUUGGUAUCUCGUACUGGCCGUGUCCUUACUACCCUGUCUGCGGUGGCCACAUCGCUGCAACAAGAUCUGCAACAGGCCGGUGUGGCGGCCUGGGGCGAGGAACGUGCGUUCGUCCUGGAUGGAGAGCUUUGUGCGUUGGACGAUGCAGGGCAGGAAAGCUUUGUGUUAGCCGCCUCGCAAGUCCAGCGGCCCACCGAGCUUGCUACGCUGGUCUACUACCCCUUUGAUCUGCUACCGCUGGAGGCAUGGCUGGCGUGGCGGACCUCGCCUACGCCGCCAUUUGCUGAGCGGUACGCGCGCCUUCAACAGAUGCUCGAGGCUGUGUCAAAAGCCUGUCCAACGACAUGCCUUCGGCGCUUGCCACACGUGCGUCUUACGUCGGAGGGCGAUUGGACCUCGAUCCAACACCGCGCGGCGGUGGAGGGCUGGGAAGGCCUUAUGUUGCGAGACGACGUGCCGUUUCAAGGCCGACGUACGCCGUCGCUGCGCAAAGUGCGGCGGCGUGAAGAGGCCGAGUUUGUGGUGGAAGACAUUGACGUGACUACGAUGCGGCUCCCUGUCGACGGCACGUACGCGGACCGCGUAGCACUAGCUAGCAUUCUGAUUUCGCACCAUGGCCGACGUGUGCAUGUCGGUUCUGGGUUCCGCGUGGCGCAGCGUUUGUACUAUGCGGCACACCCUGACGACAUUGUAGGGCACACCGUGACGGUAUCAUACUUUGAAGAGGCGGCCAACCUGGAUGGCGCGUUGCCAAGCUUGCGGUUCCCUGUCGUAAAGUAUGUCUACGACCGCGGCGCACGCCCCUUUUAA